This is a messenger RNA of Bombyx mandarina (wild silkworm), 996 nucleotides long. Its product is annotated as corticotropin-releasing hormone-binding protein. Gene Ontology annotation, biological process: negative regulation of corticotropin secretion; hormone-mediated signaling pathway; negative regulation of corticotropin-releasing hormone receptor activity. Gene Ontology annotation, molecular function: corticotropin-releasing hormone binding. NCBI's taxonomy places the organism in Eukaryota, Metazoa, Arthropoda, Insecta, Lepidoptera, Bombycidae. The record is from RefSeq and is a predicted model, not a curated record.
AUGAGGGCUUUUCUGUACAUAGUCGUCGUUGCACUCGCUUCUGAUGCGGUCCGCUGUUUAUAUUUACCGGGAGCAGAGUUUGGUGGGCUAAGAAAUUCUGCAUCCUCACUCUCACGCUUCGCCCGAGUGAGGCGUUUGCCCAGACCUUCACAUCGAGUGAUUGACCCAAAUGAAGACUGUUUUCUGGUAACAUCGGACGAGGGGGAGCUGUUUUUUAAGUCACCCUCUGAUGAACCCACCGUAUGCGGUAUCUAUAUGAUAGCGGAACCAGACAAGAAGAUUGAGGUCGUCUUCAAUUACCUUGAUGUGCCGUGCGAUAAUGGAGGACUCGUUGCGUGGAUCGACGGUUGGGAGCUUAAUGGUCAGGUGUGGCCUGCAGAUUCUUGGGACGAUGACAGGCUUGUUGAAUCUUGUGACAAACGACCAAACCGGAAACUCGUGUCUCGUCAAAAUGCAGCUCUCAUACAAUAUCGCGUGCCAGCUCAAGGAAAAGGUUUCGCGGUCACUAUUCGCCACGUACGGAAUGCUAGACCUUGUAAUGUGAUGCUGUUCGGUACCGAGGGUGUUUUCACUCUGCGCAAUCAUGGAGAAACGGGGAAUUGUACCUUAAUAACAGUUUCUCCAUCGACGGUCCAAGUGUUAGACUUGAAUGUUGGGCAAACUGCUAAAAAGGGACGGCUUUUGGAAUUGGAAACAGGAACGAUUCAUCAUUGCACAAAGCGAGGCUUGCCUGACCAUGUGGACAUUGGGGGCGCAAGCGGUCUGGACCACACCAAAAUGGAGGUGUUCGACAGUUUGUGUGGACUCGAUUCUAAUGAAGCUCGUCGAGCAUCGUUGAUCGCGUGCGAAGACACUGUAGCACGACUCGUCUCCAGCGGGAAAUAUCACAACUCCAUCACUUUGGCUUUUACUCCACUCUCACUGGACGACAUCGAACAUGCAGACCUUAUAUGCGGACUUAAUGACCUCUAAAUCUGACCUGUCUUGAUCAAUUGA